AUGGCGACCGCGGCGGCGUCCAGCGCUCCUCCGCCUCUGGCGGCAGCGGCAGCAGGAGGGCUGGUGGUGGCGGCGGCGGCUCCUGUUUCCCCCCCGCCGCCGGCGGAGGCGGCCGCCCCCUCCUCCCCCUCCCCCUCCCCCCCCGCUCCGGCCCCCCCGGCGGCCCCGCUGCCCCUCCCCCUCCCCCUCCCCGCGGCCUCGGCCGGGCCCCCCCCGGCCCCCCCUCCGGCCGCGCUGUCGGCCCCUUUCCCCGGCGGGCGGGCGGUGCGGCUCCACCCGGUGGUGGUGGCCUCCGUCGUCGACAGCUUCGAGCGCCGCAACGAGGGCGCCGGCAGGGUCAUCGGCACGCUGCUCGGCACAAUCGACAAGCAUUCCGUGGAAGUCACCAACUGCUUCUCAGUCCCUCACAAUGAGUCUGAAGAUGAGGUGGCCGUUGACAUGGAGUUUGCCAAGAAUAUGUAUGAGCUGCACAAGAAGGUUUCCCCCAGUGAGAUCAUUCUGGGAUGGUAUGCAACAGGACAUGACAUCACAGAGCAUUCGGUUUUGAUCCAUGAAUACUACAGCCGAGAAGCGCACAAUCCAAUUCACCUCACUGUGGACACCAGUCUACAAAAUGGGCGCAUGAGCAUUAAGGCCUACGUCAGCACUGCCAUGGGGGUCCCGGGCAAGACGAUGGGAGUGAUGUUCACGCCCCUCACAGUGAAGUAUGUCUACUACGACACGGAGCGGAUAGGAGUGGAUCUCGUCAUGAAGACGUGCCUCAGCCCAAAUCGAGUGAUUAGUUUGUCCAGUGACCUGCAGCAGGUGGGAUCUGCUUCUGCUAGGAUUCAGGAUACCCUGACCACCGUGCUGCAAUACGCAGAGGAUGUGCUGUCUGGUAAAGUGUCUGCUGACAACACCGUCGGCCGUUUUCUGAUGGAUCUCAUCAACCAGGUGCCAAAGAUCACACCGGAGGACUUCGAGACCAUGCUGAACAGCAACAUCAAUGACCUGCUGAUGGUGACUUAUUUGGCAAAUCUCACACAGUCACAGAUCGCACUCAAUGAAAAAAUUUUAAGCCUGUAACGGAACCCUGUGGCC
Molecule: messenger RNA, 1080 nt
Organism: Euleptes europaea (tarantolino)
Lineage: Eukaryota; Metazoa; Chordata; Lepidosauria; Squamata; Sphaerodactylidae
Gene: EIF3F
Product: eukaryotic translation initiation factor 3 subunit F
Exons: 8
Coding region: 1-1065 (354 amino acids)
Biological process (GO): translational initiation
Cellular component (GO): eukaryotic translation initiation factor 3 complex, eIF3m
Molecular function (GO): metallopeptidase activity; translation initiation factor binding; translation initiation factor activity
Source: RefSeq, a predicted model, not a curated record